Molecule: messenger RNA, 1899 nt
Organism: Macrosiphum euphorbiae (potato aphid)
Lineage: Eukaryota; Metazoa; Arthropoda; Insecta; Hemiptera; Aphididae
Source: the annotation of a GenBank genome assembly
AUGUGGUCGGAUCCAUCAACAACAAACAUGGCUUAUGGAAACCAAUGGAUGAAUAUGAAUCCCGCUAUGUAUAAAAACAUGACAAAUGAACAAGUGGACUGGGCGAGUUUAGCUCAACAAUGGAUCAAAAUGAAAGAAACUCCACCCUCAAUGCCCCCUGGACAACAAGUUAGGAUCCCGACUUCUGAACAUACUCUGCCCGGUCAGCAUGUAGAACCACAGAAUCCUUCAAAUGUAGCAGCAAUAGCAACAAAUAAAACAUUUAGUGAUCAUAAUAUCGCCAGUCCAGUUACACGAAAUAAUAUUGAAAAACCUAGUGCUUGGAAUACGUGGACUUGGCAGCAACAACAACAAUGGAAUUGGAAUUGGGCAUCUUCUUCAACAGCUCUACCAACUAAAGCACCUAUUAUGGAGUCAGUUAAUCCACUUAGACCCCCUUUCAUAACACCUCUAUUAUCAGAACCACCUCCAUCUUUCCCUAUGAUGACACCAAACAAACCAUUUCUACCCAAUAAUUAUUGGGCUGGGCCCAAUACUAGAGUUCCGCCACCUACUGAACCAGAUCAAUGGAGCAAACUUAAUAUGAUUCCUAAUGUGGAUGAUAGAACUCAAGAUCCAUCAUUUAUGGAUGCGGCAAAGCGAAAGCAAUUACCUGCUUGGAUUCGUGAGGGACUUGAAAAAAUGGAGAGAGAAAAACGAAGAAAAAUGGAGCAAGAACAAUCUUUUAGUGAACCUGAUUAUUCUAGUUUCACAAUUGAAAAUGUCACUCAGGAAUUGCCCAAUUCGCCUAUUAAUUUUGAUCAAGAAACUGAAAUGGUUGAUGAUGAUGAUAUUGAACCAGUGUCUUCUGAUUACAUAAAUGAUACUGAACCCAGAAAAACUGAGUUUGUGAAUAAUGAUCCUUCUCCCCUCAUUCCACAUAAGACUAAAGCUCAAAUCUGGGAAGAUACGAUGUUAAGUCUACGGAAAAUUCUAACAAAAUUGUUAAUGGAUGUUACUAAUGAUAUGAUGUUAAAUAUAGUUAAAGAUGUGCUGAAAUCUACUUUACAAUCAGAUAUUCAAGGGAAUCAAAACCAAACAUCAUUAGCUGGUAAGCUGGGGCUUGGAGUUUAUGGUUCAGAAUCUGGGUCAUCUGAUGAAACUGAUGAAGAACUGAACUUAUCUGGUCCUAAACAAUUGAAACAGGAUUCUGAAGAAGCUAUUCAAGAAAGAAUAUUGAAACGCCAACGUGAGUUCAGUUAUAUUGAAGCAAGGAUACUUAUAGAAUUGGAUCAGCUAGAAGACCGGGAAAAACUUGUCAGAUCUAAAUUCGAUAAUAGUGUCAAACUCAGUGGAGAAACUAAUGAUAAUGGUAGUGAGAUAGUGGAAAACAUUCAGACAAAAGGACGUACUGAGGAUGAAUUAUCUAGCCAAAAAAUUGUCAAGGGACAUGACAAAAUCAAAAAAGAAAUAUCCAGUGACUUGAAUAUUAAAAAUGGACAAAAAAAAAAGAAACCUAAGUCUAAAAGGUCGUCAAGUUCUAAUUCAUCAAGCAGCAGUAGUGUUAGUAAGAAGAGUGAUAAUACCGAUUAUAAAAACAGAAAUAAGAAAACUGAUAAAAUGAAAUACAAAUCUUCAAACAACAAAACUAAAGCAGAAAGUGUAAAAAGAAACCGAAGAUCGCGUUCUAGAAAUAGAAGUAGAUCUCAUUCAAUAUCAAAGAGUAGUAUGUCACGUCCAAGAUAUAGGAGUAGGUCACGUUCAAGGCAUUACGAUAGAAGAUCUCCUCAUAAUUUCAGAUCAAGAAGAAGUCCAUCGCCACUAUCACGUCACUCAUAUUCCAGAAAGUACAAAACCAAACGAAAUAGUUCUACUAGUUCAAAUGAAUCAAGAAGUAAAAAACACCGCUACAGACGAUAA